Schistocerca piceifrons (Central American locust) is the source of this 2075-nucleotide messenger RNA. RefSeq names its product ribosomal RNA-processing protein 8. Gene Ontology annotation, biological process: cellular response to glucose starvation; rDNA heterochromatin formation; regulation of transcription by glucose. The transcript has 5 exons. Lineage: Eukaryota; Metazoa; Arthropoda; Insecta; Orthoptera; Acrididae. Gene Ontology annotation, molecular function: methyltransferase activity. The record is from RefSeq and is a predicted model, not a curated record. The coding region runs from base 131 to 1531 and encodes 466 amino acids. Gene Ontology annotation, cellular component: nucleolus; rDNA heterochromatin; chromatin silencing complex.
AAUAUCUUUGAAUGUUUUUAAACAAAAUAACGUGGCCGUGUGCUGAUAUUUUGUGAAGAAGUGUGUUUCACUUCUUUUUAGUAAUACUGUGAAGAUUUUGGACACUACUAGGUCGUAAGUGACUGCUAAAAUGAGUUGGGGACAUGCAGAAUGGGAUAUAGACUGUGAUUCAAAACUGGUCGAAAAUUUAUUUUCUCGGAAUGACCCUGCCAAGAAGAAAAAAAGAAACAAAUGUAAAAACAAGCAAUCUGAUUCAUUUCUGGGAGCAGCAGCAUCAGCUGGGAGAUUUGUUAGGGUAAACCCAACAACUGAUUACAGUGGCACUAGUUCUUUAUAUAUUAAGCCCAAAGAUAGUCGUAAGAACAAAAGGAAGUUAUUAGCAAAAGAGAAGAGUUUGCCGAAGAAAAUUAAACUGGAUGUACUGAACAAUCUGUCUGAUGACUCAGCAAGAGUUACCAGCAAUGAAAAAAUCAGUGUAGAUGAAAAAGACCAAUCCACAUGUCAAAAAACAAGGAAGAGAAAAAGAAAGAAAAAUAUAUCUCUUGGACUGUCAGAAAAAUCAAAAAGUUAUUCAUUACAGAAGAAAAUCCAUAAAAAAUGUAAAGAUGUUCACAGUGUUUCCAAACAAAUUUGUAAUGAAACAGAUAUGCUUCCUAGCAGUGAAAAAAAUCACAGAGUCUCAGUUGAUUUUGACAUUGGCUACACAGAAAAGAAUGCACCCAAACCCAAAAAUCUAAAAGAAGAAAAUUCACAACAUGCAGCUGUAACCAUGAAAUCACAGUCACCAUACAAAAUUAAGCAAUUAAAACAAUAUCUGAAAAAACAUGCUUCAUCUCCUAUCAACAUAACGCCCACACAAACCCCAGCCAAUUCUCUGAGGGAAAAAAUGAUGAAUAGACUUAAAGCAUCACAUUUUAGGUACAUAAAUGAACAAUUAUACAAUUCAAAGAGUGAAGAGAGCAAAACAUUUUUCCAGAAUAACAUUUCCACCUUUGAGGCCUACCAUGAAGGCUAUCGACAGCAAUUAUCUAAGUGGCCACUGAAUCCACUGAAUGUAAUAAUAAAUGCUCUUAAGAAAAAGCCUACUAAGACUGUGAUUGCUGAUUUUGGCUGUGGAGAAGCCAAUUUGGCAAAAUCAUUACCUGAUCACAAGGUGUAUUCAUUUGACUUUGUUGCUACAUCCGAUGUGGUAACACCUUGUGAUAUGUCCAACACGCCACUUGAAAAUGAGAGUGUUGACAUCGUCGUGUUUUGCCUGUCGCUUAUGGGAAGCAACUUAUCAAGUUACAUCUUGGAGGCUAAUCGUGUUCUCAAGAAUGGAGGCAUGAUGAUGAUUGCAGAAGUUGAAAGUAGGUUUGAAAAUAUUGAUACAUUUAUUAAAGACAUAAAGAAAUUUGGUUUUGCAAAUACAUUGAAAGAUUUCUCACAUAAAAUAUUUUACUUCUUGUACUUUAAAAAAGUGAGUUCAGUGAAGAAGUCCAAUAAACUGCCCAGCAUCUUUCUAAAACCAUGUUUAUACAAGAAGAGAUGAUUCAAUAUUGUGUGUGCUGUUUGGAUUAGUUGUCAUGCUGCUUGAAAGACUUUUAUAAGAUUGACUUUAAGUAGUUGAGCUUUUUCAUAUAAUAAAUUUAUACUGCUUUAUUGUUUAAAAUAGAAUUAUGUUCAUUACGUGCGUAACUUUACAUUUUCGAUCUUCAUAUUGUGCAUUAUGUUAAACAUAUGAAGAACACAUUUACAAGAAACUGUUUUUCUCAAAUACAUAUCUUUAUGUAAUAUUAUAGUAACUGAAAAAUGACAGUUGUCAAUGCUAUAGUGAGCAGCGGUUGCCACCAUCAUUAAAACGGAACUCAGGCAGGUUGAAGGGCACAUAUUGAGUAAAGCAGACCAUUUCAGAAACUCUGAAAAAAAUUAAUCUAAUACUUAUGUCUUAAGUACAAAAGGCUUUCUCCACUAUUUAGGAAUGAGCUGCUAGCUAGAGAGCUGAAGAACUUUUUAUUUUGCCAAACUGUAACUCUGUUCUGUCUUUGUGCCAAUAAAAACAGAAGCCAGUGUUUUUUCAUUUUUGUCAUCUCAUA